AUGAGUACUCCUCCAACGCGCUGGUUCAAAGCAUUGCGGAGGUAAGUUGCCUACAUUAAAACUAGUCAGACACAUCCCAAAUCUCUGUCUAAAUUCACUUGAAUCACUUUGGCAGUAACACGCAGUAAUGUUUUUUAUUGAUUUACUUUUGUUGCUCAAACUUAAGGUAUAUUGUUAAACUUUGUUCAUCUUUGAUAUAUUACUUAUCUUUCAAAAAGUUGAUGUGACAGCUUCGAACAACUUCAUUUCUUAAUUAUUCAAAUAAUAAUAAUAAUAUGCCAUUUAGCAGACGCUUUUAUCCAAAGCGAUUUACAGUCAUGCGUGCAUACAUUUUUGUGUAUGGGUGGUCCCGGGGAUCGAACCCACUACCCUGGCGUUACAAGCGCCGUGCUCUACCAGCUGAGCUACAGAGGACCACCAUAUCUUUGAUUGAUUCUCAUAUCUUUGAUUGCCUGAUUGUUUGCCUGGAAACCCGACGUCUAGGUGGGCAGAAAUGAGUGUUUCAAUCAGGAAAUGUUCCUCUCACCACCUCUACAAGCCAGAAUGUUAUUUUAAGGUACUUUACCGGUUGUCGGUGCCGUAGCUAUGUGCGACAAUAUAUCCACAGGAAAGUAUAAUAAUAAGUAGUGCAUUCAGAUUUCUAUCACCUGAACCAUGCACAGAACCAUAUAAACAUGUGCACCAGCUUGGCAAGUAUGCAUGCCUCUCAUGCACGUAUUUGGAUCUUGUGCGCAUGCUUCAGGUGAUAGAAAACUAAACGCUCUACCAGCGCUUUGAAAAGUGUAUGUAAUUAUACUUUCCUGUGGAUAUAUUGUCGCACAUUCGUACCGCCCAAAGGACCAACCACAAGGACAACCGGUAAAGUACAUUAAAAUAUAAUUGUAUUCACCAUUCUGGCUUGUAGAGGUCGUGAGAGGAAACUUUCCUUAUUGAAACACUCAUUCCUGCCCAAUGUAGAAUUAAAUGCAAUUCAACAGGUUUCCAGACAACCUGAUUGGCUGAGUCAUUUUCCUCUGAUACUGGGGGUUUAAUGGUAUGGAUACUGCCCAGGGCCUGUCCUCUGUUUGGCACACACUUUUCACCAGGCAUAUACACUACAUGGCCAAACGUAUGUGGACACCCCUUCAAAUUAGUGGAUUCGGCUAUUUCAGCCACACCCGUUGCUGACAGGUGUAUAAAACUGAGCACACCGCCAUGCAAUCUCCAUAGACAAACAUUGGCAGUAGAAUGGCCUUACUGAAGAGCUCAGCGACUUUUAACAUGGCACCAUCAUAGGUUGCCACCUUUCCAACAAGUCAGUUUGUGAAAUUUCUGCCCUGCUAGAGCUGCCCUGGUCAACUGUAAGUGCUGUUAUUGUGAAGUGGAAACGUCUAGGAGCAAGAACGGCUCAGCCGUGAAGUGGUAGGCCACACAAGCUCACAGAACGGGACUGCCGAGUGCUGAAGCGUAGCUCGUAAAAAUCGCAUGUCCUCGGUUGCACCACUAUCGAGUUCCAAACUGCUGCUGAAAGCAACAACAGCACAUUAACUGUUCGUUGGGAGCUUCAUGAAAUGGGUUUCCGUGGCCGAGCAGCCGCACACAAGCCUAAGAUCACCAUGUGCAAUGCUAAGCGUCGGAUGGAGUGGUGUAAAACUCGCCGCCAUUGGACUCUGGAGCAGUGGAAACACCUUCUCUGGAGUGAUGAAUCACGCUUCACCAUCUGGCAGUCUGACAGACGAAUCUGGGUUUGGCGGAUGCCAGGAGAAUGCUACCUGCCCGACUGCAUAGUGCCAACUGUAAAGUUUGGUGGAGGAGGAAUAAUGGUCUGGGGCUGUUUUUCAUGGUUCGGGCUAGGCCCCUUAGUUCCAGUGAAGGGAAAUCUUAACGCUAGAGCAUACAAUUACAUUUUAGAUUAUUCUGUGUUUCCAACUUUGUGGCAACAGUUUGGGGAAGGCCCUUUCCUGUUUCAGCAUGACAAUGCCCCCAUGCACAAGGUGAGGUCCGUACAGAAAUGGUUUGUCGAUCGCUGUGGAAGAACUUGACUGGCCUGCACAGAGCCCUGACCUCAACCCCAUCGAACACCUUUGGGAGGAAUUGGAACACUGACUGCGAGCCAGGCCUAAUCACCCAACAUCAGUGCCCGACCUCACUAAUGCUCUUGUGGCUGAAUGGAAGCAAGUCCCCGCAGCAAUGUUCCAACAUCUAGUGGAAAGCCUUCCCAGAAGAGUGGAGGCUGUUAUAGCAGCAAAGGGGGGACCAACUCCAUAUCAAUUACCAUGAUUCUGGAAUGAGAUGUUCGACGAGCAGGUGUCCACAUACGUUUGGCCAUGUAGUGUAUCUGUAAGCCUGUUUGAGAUUAACAUUAUACAGAAUAACAGUGUAGAAGGAAGCAUGCGGGGCAAAGCAAGAGCAUGUUAUGCAUGCAAAAGGAAUGGCAGCCUAACCUACAGAAGGUGUACUGAAUAUGAUUUAAUCUGUAAUACUAACUACAAGACUCGUUUUCGUUACACAUAGGAAUACACUGGCUUUUGUCUAAUGUGUUUUAGGAACAGGCUGGAGGAGCCCUGCAUGAAGACCCGUCUUUUAGAGUGUGUGGAGCUGCUGAAAAGGGCCAGAGCAGCCUUCCAAGCUGGCCGCGCAUUCGACGAGAGCUUCAGACAGGCCCAACUGGAAGCCCUUGUGCGCAUGCUGGUGGAACACGAGUGUGACUUUGUGGAUUCACUCGGGAGGGACCUCCAUAAGGUGGGUGUACAGAGGUUGUACUCCAGAUGGAGUACAACCUCCAUAGUUUAGUAGGAGCUAAAGAGGUUGACAAGGUGCAGACCAGUAGAUAAUAACAACAAUAUAUAUAUAUAUAUAUAUAUAUAUACAGUGCCUUUGGAAAGUAUUCAGACCCCUUGACUUAUUCCACAUUUUGUUACGUUACAGCCUUAUUCUAAAAUUGAUUAAAUCAUUUUUCCCCCUCAUCCAUCUACACACAAUACCCUAUAAUGACAAAGUGAAAACAGGUUUUUAGAAAUGUUUGCAAAUUUCUUGAAAAUAAAAAAACAUACCUUAUCUACAUAAGUAUUCAGACCCUUUGCUAUGAGACUUGAAAUUGAGCUCAGGUGCAUCCUGUUUCCAGUGAUCAUCCUUGAGAUGUUUCUACAACAUGAUUGGAGUCCACCUGUGGUAAAUUCAAUUGAUUGGACAUGAUUUGGAAAAGCACACACCGGUCUAUAAAAACCAAGCCAUGAGGUCGAAGGAAUUGUCCGUAGAGCUCCGAGACAGGAUUGUGUCGAGGCACAGAUCUGGGGAAGGGUACCAAAAAAUGUCUGCAGCAUUGAAGGUCCCCAAGAACACAGUGGCCUCCAUCAUUCUUAAAUGGAAGAAGUUUGGAACCACCAAGACUCUUCCUAGAGCUGGCCGCCCGGCCAAACUGAGCAAUCGGGGGAGAAGGGCCUUGGUCAGGGAGGUGACCAAGAACCCAAUUGUCACUCUGACAGAGCUCUAGAGUUCCUCUCUGGAGAUGGGAAAACCUUCCAGAAGGACACCAUCUCUGCAGCACUCAACCAAUCAGGCCUUUAUGGUAGAGUGGCCAGACGGAAGCCACUCCUCAGUAAAAGGCACAUGACAGCCCGCUUGGAGUUUGCCAAAAGGCACCUAAAGACUCUCAGACUAUAAGAAACAAGAUUCUCUGGUCUGAUGAAACCAAGAUUGAACUCUUUGGCCUGAAUGCCAAGCGUUACCUCUGGAGGAAACCUGGCACCAUCCCUACGGUGAAGCAUGGUGGUGGUGGCAGCAUCAUGCUGUGGGGAUGUUUUUCAGCAGCAGGGACUGGGAGACUAGUCAGGAUCGAGGCAAAGCUGAACAGAGCAAAGUACAGAGAUCCUUAAUGAAAACCUGCUCCAGAGCACUCAGGACCUCAGACUAGGGCGAAGUUUCACCUUCCAACAGGACAACAACCCUAAGCACACAGCCAAGACAACAUAGAAUUGGCUUCGGGACAAGUCUCUGAAUGUCCUUGAGUGGCCCAGCCAGAGCCCGGACUUGAACCAGAUCGAACAUCUCUGGAGAGAAAAUAGCUGUGCAGCAACGCUCCCCAUCCAACCUGACAGAGCUUGAGAGGAUCGGCAGAGAACAAUAGGAGAAACUCCCCAAAUACAGGUUGUGCCAAGCUUGUAGAGUCAUACCCAAGAAGAAUCAAGGCUGUAAUCGCUGCCAAAGGUGCUUCAACAAAGUACUGAGUAAAGGGUUUGAAUACUUAUGUAAAUGUGUAUAUAUGUGUGUGUGUAUAUAUAUAUAUAUACACUGCUCAAAAAAAUAAAGGGAACACUUAAACAACACAAUGUAACUCCAAGUCAAUCACACUUCUGUGAAAUCAAACUGUCCACUGAGGAAGCAACACUGAUUGACAAUACAUUUCACAUGCUGUUGUGCAAAUGGAAUAGACAACAGGUGGACAUUAUAGGCAAUUAGCAAGACACCCCCAAUAAAGGACUGGUUUUGCAGGUGGUGACCACAGACCACUUCUCAGUUCCUUUGCUUCCUGGCUGAUGUUUUGGUCACUUUUGAAUGCUGGCGGUGCUUUCACUCUAGUGGUAGCAUGAGACGGAGUCUACAACCCACACAAGUGGCUCAGGUAGUGCAGCUCAUCCAGAAUGGCACAUCAAUGCGAGCUGUGGCAAGAAGGUUUGCUGUGUCUGUCAGCGUAGUGUCCAGAGCAUGGAGGCGUUACCAGGAGACAGGCCAGUACAUCAGGAGACGUGGAGGAGGCCGUAGGAUGGCAACAACCCAGAAGCAGGACUGCUACCUCCGCCUUUGUGCAAGGAGGAGCAGGAGGAGCACUGCCAGAGCCCUGCAAAAUGACCUCCAGCAGGCCACAAAUGUGCAUGUCUGCUCAAACGGUCUGAAACAGACUCCAUGAGGGUGGUAUGAGGGCCUGACGUCCACAGGUGGGGGUUGUACUUACAGCCCAACACCGUGCAGGACGUUUGGCAUUUGCCAGAGAACACCAAGAUUGGCAAAUUCGCCACUGGCGCCCUGUGCUCUUCACAGAUGAAAGCAGGUUCACACUGAGCACAUGUGACAGACGUGACAGAGUCUGGAGACGCCAUGGAGAACGUUCUGCUGCCUGCAACAUCCUCCAGCAUGACCGGUUUGGCGGUGGGUCAGUCAUGGUGUGGGGUGGCAUUUCUUUGGGGGGCCGCACAGCCCUCCAUGUGCUCGCCAGAGGUAGCCUGACUGCCAUUAGGUACCGAGAUGAGAUCCUCAGACCCCUUGUGAGACCAUAUGCUGGUGCGGUUGGCCCUGGGUUCCUCCUAAUGCAAGACAAUGCUAGACCUCAUGUGGCUGGAGUGUGUCAGCAGUUCCUGCAAGAGGAAGGCAUUGAUGCUAUGGACUGGCCCGCCCGUUCCCCAGACCUGAAUCCAAUUGAGCACAUCUGGGACAUCAUGUCUCGCUCCAUCCACCAACGCCACGUUGCACCACAGACUGUCCAGGAGUUGGCGGAUGCUUUAGUCCAGGUCUGGGAGGAGAUUCCUCAGGAGACCAUCCGCCACCUCAUCAGGAGCAUGCCCAGGCGUUGUAGGGAGGUCAUACAGGCACGUGGAGGCCAAACACACUACUGAGCCUCAUUUUGACUUGUUUUAAGGACAUUACAUCAAAGUUGGAUCAGCCUGUAGUGUGGUUUUCCACUUUAAUUUUGAGGGUGACUCCAAAUCCAGACCUCCAUGGGUUGAUACAUUUGAUUUCCAUUGAUAAUUUUUGUGUGAUUUUGUUGUCAGCACAUUCAACUAUGUAAAGAAAAAAGUAUUUCAUAAGAUUAUUUCAUUCAUUCAGAUCUAGGAUGUGUUAUUUUAGUGUUCCCUUUAUUUUUUUGAGCAGUGUGUAUAUAUAUAUAUAUAUAUAUAUAUAUAUAUACAGGUAAAAGUCAGUAAAUUAGAAUAUUUUGAAAAACUUGAUUUAUUUCAGUAAUUGCAUUCAAAAGGUGUAACUUGUACAUUAUAUUUAUUCAUUGCACACAGACUGAUGCAUUCAAAUGUUUAUUUCAUUUAAUUUUGAUGAUUUGAAGUGGCAACAAAUGAAAAUCCAAAAUUCCGUGUGUCACAAAAUUAGAAUAUUACUUAAGGCUAAUACAAAAAAGGGAUUUUUUAGAAAUGUUGGCCAACUGAAAAGUAUGAAAAUGAAAAAUAUGAGCAUGUACAAUACUCAAUACUUGGUUGGAGCUCCUUUUGCCUCAAUUACUGCAUUAAUGCGGCGUGGCAUGGAGUCGAUGAGUUUCUGGCACUGCUCAGGUGUUAUGAGAGCCCAGGUUGCUCUGAUAGUGGCCUUCAACUCUUCUGCGUUGUUGGGUCUGGCAUUCUGCAUCUUCCUUUUCACAAUACCCCACAGAUUUUCUAUGGGGCUAAGGUCAGGGGAGUUGGCUGGCCAAUUUAGAACAGAAAUACCAUGGUCCGUAAACCAGGCACGGGUAGAUUUUGCGCUGUGUGCAGGCGCCAAGUCCUGUUGGAACCUGAAAUCUCCAUCUCCAUAGAGCAGGUCAGCAGCAGGAAGCAUGAAGUGCUCUAAAACUUGCUGGUAGACGGCUGCGUUGACCCUUGAUCUCAGGAAACAGAGUGGACCGACACCAGCAGAUGACAUGGCACCCCAAACCAUCACUGAUGGUGGAAACUUUACACUAGACUUCAGGCAACGUGGAUCCUGUGCCUCUCCUGUCUUCCUCCAGACUCUGGGACCUCGAUUUCCAAAGGAAAUGCAAAAUUUGCUUUCGUCAGAAAACAUGACUUUAGACCACUCAGCAGCAGUCCAGCUCUUUUUUUCCUUAGCCCAGGUGAGACGCUUUUCGCGCUGUUUCUUGGUCAACAGUGGCUUGACACGAGGUAUGCGGCAGUUGAAACCCAUGUCUUUCAAGCGUCUCUUGGUGGUGGAUCUUGAAGCCCUGACUCCAGCAGCUGUCCACUCCUUGUGAAUCUCCCCCACAUUUUUGAAUGGGUUUUUUUUCACAAUCUUGACUAGGGCGCGGUGAUCCCUAUCGCUUGUACACUUUUUCUGACCACAGUUUUUCCUUCCCUUUGCCUCUCUAUUAAUGUGUUUGGACACAGAGCUCUGAGAACAGCCAGCCUCUUCUGCAAUAACCUUUUGUGUCUUUCCCUCCUUGUGCAAUGUGUCGAUGGUCGCCUUUUGGACAGCUGUCAAAUCUGAAGUCUUCCCCAUGUUUGUGUAGGCUUCAGAACUGGACUGAGAGACCAUUUAAAGCCCUUUGCAGGUGUUUUGAGUUAAUCAGCUGAUUAUUUUGUGGCACCAGGUGUCUUCAAAAAUAUAUAUAUAUAUAUAUAUAUAUAUAUAUAUACCUCACCUUUAUUACUCCCAGUGAUUUUUUUUAGGGAAUCAACAUUCCUGAAGAAGGCAGACAUUGGUUCUCCAAUAAAUCACUGUGUGCCAUUUUAUGUUCAUCUUCAAGGUAAUCAGUAGUGUAAAGAUACCGGGUAGCAUCAGGACCUUAUAGGUUCAAACGUUCUGUCUGAAACCUGAGCGUUUGUGGUGUUUUGCCAGCCGCGGUUUGAGACUGUGGUGUCUGAACUGACACUGGUGAAGAGUGAGGCUCUUCAUGCCAUCAACAACCUCAAGAAGUGGAUGGAGCCGCAACGUGUGGAGAGGAACCUGGUAAGACUGGUACAGGGUGCCUGUGUGUGCGUUUUCUGAAUACUGGAUCGUGUUCAGUUGGGAGAAACGUUUUGAAAUGGAGUGAAAUGGGGAGGUACUACUACCUGAAUUUGUCCAGUAAGAACACCAGGUUUUUUUUUCUGUUGCAAAACCUUUUGCUAUGUAUACCCUACUGAACACGACCAGGUGUGGAGGGUGGGUUAGUUGGACUUUGUAGUAAUACACAAGUUUUAAAGGCACUAAAAAUAUCAUUGUUUGGAUUAUCAAUUAGUUAAAUGAUCUUUGAGAGAACAUGUGCUGUCUCUCAGCUACAAAGCAAUGUAUUGUGUUGAAUCCGCCAAAACCGCUUAGAAUAGUCUGGGUGCCAGUCUGUUUCUGCUCUAUUGCCAACUUCUUAUGGAAUUGUCAUGCCAAACAGUGACUGUAUGCACGUUUCACCUGUGACUCAUGAGUUUUUCCGUUGGCUGGGUAAUGUGAGCUCCUCCCCUCUGCCUUCUUCUGAUUGGUGCAGACCACCACGCUGGACGAGUGCCUGGUGGUGUGUGAGCCACUGGGGGUGGUGCUGAUUGUGGGGGCCUGGUGUAGCCCUGUUCAGCUCUGUCUGGUACCCCUUGUUGGGGCCAUUGCCGCAGGUAACAAUACACAAAGUGUCACACACUCAAACGCAAUGCUCCUCCAUUUGCAUUCAAUACUGAAUGUUGCUUGCCAAUCGUUGUACUGUUGUGUUGUGUAUCUGUUUGUUUUUUAGGGAACUGUGUGAUCCUCAACCCCUCAGAAUGUAGUUCUCACACAUCAGAGCUGCUACACCACCUCAUACCGUCAUACCUGGACAAUGUGAGUUGAACUUAAUGUUACACAGGUAGCUGUUUUGGUAACCUGUCAUAUACACGAGUAUACCUUUUAACCUACAAACAUUCCUGCUCUUUUUCAAAGGAGUGUUACCAUGUGACCCUUGCAGGAGUGAAUGACCUGACUGAAAUAGUGGACCUCACAUUUGAUCAUGUUUUCUUCACCGGUAAAAAAUGGGUCAGAUUAAAAAUGUCACCAUCAUCUUAUCUGAAUUUUGCUUCCUAAUCUUUGUUGUAUCAGAAGCAGUGUGUGCUCUGUGUGUGAGGUAAUAAUGGUUCCCCUAGGAAACCGUGAGGAUGGGGGCAGAGUGGCACAGGCAGCAGCCCGCACGCUCACACCCGUCACCCUGGUCUUGGGCGGUGGUAAGAACCCCUGCUACGUGGAUCAGCAGUGUGACAUCCCCACUACGGCACGCCGCAUCACCUGGGCGCGCUUCCAUAAUGCCGGGCAGAGUAUGGUAGCCCCCGACUACGUCCUGUGCCAUGCCGAGGCCAAAACACAGCUGCUCCAGGCCCUGCGCUGCUGCCUCCUACAGUUCUAUGGUUCAGACCCCCAGGAGUCCAGGAGCUUUGGCCGCAUGGUGAACCUGGAGAACUUACACCGCACCACGGACCCGCUGCGGAGGUCUGGCAAAGUGGCUGUAGGAGGCCAAGUGAAUGAAGCAGAGAAAUACAUUGGUAAAUGAAUGAGGAAGGUGGAAUCUCUUCAAAAUUAAGGCCUGGUUUCCCUGACAAAGAUUAAGCAUAGUCCUGUGAAAAUAGCAUGCUCAACAGAGAAUCUCCAUUGAAAGUGCUUUUUAGUCCAGGAUUAGGCUUAAUUGGUGUCCAGGAAACUAUUCCUACAGGUAUAUGCACCUGAUUUAUAGUCUGUGCUGUACCACAGUAGUUGUACAUAUUUAAAAUUUUUAAAUAUUUGUCUGUGUGAAGCACCAACCAUUCUGACAGAUGUGAUCGACUCGGACCCUAUCAUGCAGCAGGAGGUUUUCGGCCCAGUUCUGCCCAUUCUGACCGUCAACAGCGUAGAUGAGGCAAUCUCCUUCAUCUGUCGGCGAGAGAAGCCUCUCUGUGUGUACGCUUACUCUAGCAACAGCAAGGUGACUGGCACAAGCUUACACACAAUUAUACACAUACAAUAUACGCUGGCUGUCAUGCCUCUUUCUGCUUCCCCUGCAGGUAAUCUCAAGGCUAAUGAGUGAGACCUCAAGUGGGAGCUUCUGCUCCAAUGACAGUGUCCUGCAGAGCCUGAUGGUGGUCCUGCCUUUUGGGGGAGUAGGUAGGUUCGAGAAUGGUCUGCCUGGGUCAGAUUAAUGCCUCAGGUCUUCAUCCCUUCUCAGUACAGAGACCUGGGGUCAUGUUCAGUAGGACAUACUGUAAUCAAAUGUUUUGCAGCAGAAAUCUGUUCUUGUUGGACAUAUACACUGAGUAUAAAAAACAUGAAUGCUCUUGCCAUCCCUUAUUGAUAUCACUUGUUAAAUCCACUUCAAUCAGUGUAGAUGAAGGGGAGGAGACAGGUUAAAGAAGGAUUUUUAAGAAUUGAGACAUGGAUUGUGUAUGUGUGCCAUUCAGAGGGUGAAUGGGCAAGACAAAAUGUAACAGGGUAUGGUAGUACAUGCCAGUCGUACCGGUUUGUGUCAAGAACUGAAUCUCAAUUUUCAACCAAAAAAAUCUCCCUACUGAACACAACCAUGGACUUGUGAUCUCUCUCUUCCAUAAUAAGGUCUGACAGGCAGCACCAUAGUGAAUGAAUAAAUAUAUUUUUACUCUACCCGUCAGGUGCCAGUGGGAUGGGUUCCUACCAUGGGCGCUACAGCUUUGACACCUUCUCGCACAGGAAAUCAUGCCUGCUCAGAAGCACGUGCAUCGAGUGUGUCACCUACCUGCGCUACCCACCAUAUGAGGAACACAAUCUGUCACUUAUGACCUGGGCCAGUAGCCUUUCCCAGAAGAGCCAGGGCUGGUGCCAGAUACUGUGACCGUGUGCAAGUUUUACAACACUGAGCCGGGCUGAGCUGUACUGUGCUGGCUUGAUUACACAUCCACCAUAGUUGUUGAAACCAUGCUGUAAAGCCCAUUGUGAAAAGAGGAUAUCUGAACCUACAGUACGUUCUGAGGACCAGUUGUGAUAGGUCUCCAAUAUGACAAUAUAUUCAGCACUUUACAUUUGAGAUGUAGAACAUGAUGCUAAUGCAGUCACGGUGAUCAUCAAGUUUAUUUACUGCAGCAUGGCAUGAUAGCCCAUCAGUAGAAAUACUAUGUAUAUGUGAUAUUAAGAUAUUCAUUCAGUGCUCUCUGAAAUACUUGAUAAAGAAGCUUCUAGUUGUGAUCCAACCUGUGACAUUUAAAUACAGCGAUGUACAUUGUGUGCUUCAAACACAAUACAGGAUUGUAACAUACGCGCUUCUUUAUAGAAUUCAAUUUAUUUUUUUCUGUAUUAUCCUGGUGUCACAUUACCACAGGUUGUUGUAGCAGCUUUUCCACAUUUUAUCAAAAGCAAAUCAGUACGUUAAGGUUUCGCCUCUAGUCCAACUUGGAUUCAAGUCUUUAUUUGGAAUGUUCCAUUACGAGAUAUUCAAACUUCAAUCAUCAAUCUGUCUUUCACAUAAACCAAUGCCAAUGACGAAUUCAACCUUGAAACAGAAUAAAUGUUGUUUCACAAAAGGUCCCCAGUCUGUUCAUUCAUGUGUAGAUGUGUGUCACUCAGGUCUUUUGUAGAUUGUCUCCUUGUUACCUUCUUUCAUGGCUGUGUACCUGGCCACUGUAAACAGGUAGUCGCUCAAUCUGUGGGCAGACGUGAGGUGAAUGUUGAUCAGCUAGAGCACACCACUUUCUAAAACACAUGAUGAUGCAUCUGCACAUUUAUACCAGGAACAUACCUGUUCAAAAAUGUGGCAACAUCAGGAUCGGCCUCACCUGACCGCACUAUAGGGGAAACGCUGAACAAAUAA
Coregonus sp. 'balchen' is the source of this 11416-nucleotide messenger RNA. The record is from the annotation of a GenBank genome assembly. NCBI's taxonomy places the organism in Eukaryota, Metazoa, Chordata, Actinopteri, Salmoniformes, Salmonidae.